Molecule: messenger RNA, 6748 nt
Organism: Mugil cephalus (flathead mullet)
Lineage: Eukaryota; Metazoa; Chordata; Actinopteri; Mugiliformes; Mugilidae
Product: calcium-activated potassium channel subunit alpha-1-like
Exons: 31
Coding region: 774-4436 (1220 amino acids)
Biological process (GO): transmembrane transport; potassium ion transport
Cellular component (GO): postsynaptic membrane
Molecular function (GO): large conductance calcium-activated potassium channel activity
Source: RefSeq, a predicted model, not a curated record
UAUAAAUAACCAGACAGAUAAGCAUCGACGUCUGCUAUUGAUGGCUCCUCCCCCGCUACCUGUAAAUCUGCGAUGCCAUCUUCCAACAAAUGGAUGUGACAGGCGGGAGCCCGCGAGCGAGAAUUAUCACCGAGAUCUUUUUUUCUCCCCUCUCUCUCCUUUUCCAACGACACCUCCGUAAAUUAUUUGACUAACCGCGACCUUUAACGCGAGGAGCGCAUUCAACAGUGCGCGGUGCGGAGCUCAAGUAGCGGACCUGCUGAAAGCUGCGCUGUUGAGGUGGAGGAGUGAGCGAAUCCAUGGACUGACGAGGACAUCGCGUCUAAUAGGUUUAAUAACCAAAUAUAGUUUUAGUCACAAGGACUGUCGUGUAAAUCGCAAGUUUUUUUUUUUUUUUUUUUUUUCGGGGAGUUAAAUGUGAUUUUUACGCACAGACCGAACGGAUGACGCGCACUUGCAGCCCCGAACGCGCAUCGUGAGACGCACGACUGAUGUGUUGAUUUCAAAGGAAGUUUUUUAUAUAUAUAUAUAUAUAAAUAUAUUUUUACUUUUAUUUUUUAUUAUUAUCGCGCCGCCCUUGCCUGCGUAUCGUCUCAACUUUAAACGCCGAGGCCACAUGAGAAGUCAGAGGAGUGGAAGGUGGUUGACUCAACAUGCCUGAGCCGCUGGGGCAUCAGGGGGCGCUGGCUGGAGUUGCCCAACGCGCCUGAAUCCCUCUUGAGUUGAUUGCUCGUUUCGGGGGAGGGGGGUGGCAGGUGACCAAAAAGUCGGUAAUGCCGAAAAACAGGGAGAAAUACUUCCCAGACCCGUCCAUCAGCAUGUCCAAGAUGAAUGUGAUCAUCCCGUUUUCACCAGAUGUGCCCUGUGACAGCAACGGCCAGCGGAUGUGGUGGGCUUUCCUCGCCUCCUCCAUGGUCACUUUCUUUGGGGGUCUCUUCAUAAUCCUGUUGUGGAGAACUCUCAAAUACCUGUGGACUGUGUGCUGCCACUGCAACGCCAAGAAGAAGGAGGUCCAUCGAAUCACCACAGGCGAUGGCAUCAAGCGCACAGACAAGGAUGACCCCGCGGCCAGCGAGGUGGGCUGGAUGACCUCGGUCAAAGACUGGGCCGGGGUCAUGAUAUCUGCUCAGACGCUGACAGGAAGGGUCCUGGUGGUGCUCGUUUUUGCUCUCAGCAUUGGAGCUCUUGUGAUAUACUUCAUAGAUUCCUCUGAUGAUAUCGAGUCCUGUCAGAACUUCUACAAAGACUUCACGCUGCAGAUCGACAUGGCGUUCAACGUCUUCUUCCUGCUGUACUUCGGCCUCCGUUUCAUCGCUGCCAAUGACAAGCUGUGGUUCUGGCUGGAGGUGAACUCGGUGGUGGACUUCUUCACGGUUCCUCCGGUGUUUGUGUCCGUGUACCUGAACAGGAGCUGGCUGGGUUUGAGGUUUUUAAGGGCCUUAAGGUUGAUACAGUUCUCAGAAAUUUUACAGUUUUUGAAUAUACUUAAGACAAGUAACUCGAUUAAGCUGGUGAACCUGUGUUCAAUCUUCAUAAGCACAUGGCUAACAGCGGCAGGCUUCAUUCAUUUGGUGGAGAACUCAGGGGAUCCUUGGGAAAACUUCCAAAAUUCACAGGCACUUUCCUACUGGGAAUGUGUCUACUUACUUAUGGUUACAAUGUCCACUGUUGGCUAUGGAGACGUUUAUGCAAAAACCACCCUGGGCCGCCUGUUUAUGGUCUUCUUCAUCCUUGGUGGUUUGGCCAUGUUUGCAAGCUACGUCCCUGAAAUCAUAGAGUUAAUAGGAAACCGCAAGAAAUAUGGUGGUUCCUAUAGUGCGGUUAAUGGGAGAAAGCACAUCGUGGUCUGUGGUCAUAUAACGCUCGAGAGUGUGUCCAACUUUCUAAAAGACUUCCUACACAAGGACAGGGAUGAUGUCAAUGUAGAAAUUGUUUUUCUCCAUAAUAUUUCCCCUAAUCUUGAGCUGGAAGCCUUAUUCAAGCGCCACUUCACCCAGGUAGAGUUUUACCAAGGAUCGGUCCUGAACCCACAUGACCUGGCCAGAGUCAAGAUUGAAUCUGCUGAUGCCUGCUUGAUCUUAGCCAACAAAUACUGCGCUGACCCUGAUGCCGAAGAUGCAUCCAACAUCAUGAGGGUAAUAUCUAUCAAGAACUACCACCCAAAGAUCAGAAUAAUUACUCAGAUGUUGCAGUACCACAAUAAGGCUCACCUUCUGAACAUCCCAAGCUGGAACUGGAAGGAGGGAGACGACGCCAUUUGCCUCGCGGAGCUCAAGCUCGGCUUCAUCGCCCAGAGCUGCCUGGCUCAGGGCCUCUCCACCAUGCUGGCAAACCUUUUCUCCAUGAGGUCCUUCAUCAAGAUUGAGGAGGACACUUGGCAGAAGUACUACCUUGAGGGAGUAGCCAACGAGAUGUACACGGAGUAUCUGUCCAGUGCCUUUGUGGGUUUGUCCUUCCCGGUAAUUUGCGAACUCUGCUACGUGAAGCUAAAGCUACUACUGAUAGCUAUAGAGUACAAGUCUGAUCAAAGGGAAAGCAGCACCCUGAUAAACCCCGGAAACCACGUGAAAAUGGAGGAGGGGACUUUGGGCUUCUUCAUUGCCAGUGAUGCCAAAGAAGUAAAAAGGGCGCUGUUUUACUGUAAGGCCUGCCAUGACGACAUAACCGAUCCCAAAAGGAUAAAGAAAUGCGGCUGCAAGAAAUCCAAGACGGCCGCCUACAAGAAAAUGAGACUGGCAUGUUGUUUUGAUAGCGGCCGCUCAGAGCGGGACUGCUCUUGCAUGCCGGUUAAUGUGCGUUGUUACAUGGACUCCCCUCGACGGGACAUCCCACUCUCUGCUGUCUCUGUUAAUGAUUGCUCAGCCACUUUACGUGCCUCUAAAAAUAGCUAUAAUGGAUAUAUCAAAUCAAUUGAAGAGGACCAACAAUCAGCGCUGUCGCCCAAAAAAAAGCAGCGCAAUGGAGGCAUGAGGAACUCUCCAAACUCUUCACCCAAGAUAAUGAGACAUGACCCGCUGCUCAUCCCGGGGAACGAGCAGAUUGAGAGCAUGGACGACAACGUAAAGAAAUACGACUCCACGGGGAUGUUUCACUGGUGCCCGUCCAAAGACAUCGAGAGGGUCAUCUUGACCCGGAGUGAAGCAGCCAUGACGGUCCUGAGCGGUCACGUGGUCGUGUGCAUAUUUGGAGACGUGACGUCGGCGUUGAUCGGCCUCCGAAAUUUUGUCAUGCCCCUGAGAGCGAGCAACUUUCACUACCACGAGCUGAAGCACAUCGUAUUUGUCGGCUCCCUGGAGUAUCUGAAGCGCGAAUGGGAAACACUUCAUAACUUCCCCAAAGUCUCUAUUCUGCCGGGCACGCCGUUGAGCCGGGCCGAUCUGAGGGCUGUCAACAUCAACCUCUGCGACAUGUGUGUCAUCCUGUCAGCCAAUCAGAACAAUAUUGACGAUGCAUCACUGCAGGACAAAGAAUGCAUCUUGGCGUCGCUCAACAUCAAAUCCAUGCUGUUCGACGACAGCAUCGGGGUCUUGCAGGCUAAUUCUCAAGGCUUCACGCCACCGGGGAUGGAUAGAUCUUCUCCUGAAAACAGCCCAGUCCACGGAUUAGUGAGGCAGACUUCUGUCACUACUGGAGCGAAUAUUCCCAUCAUAACAGAACUAGCGCCAUUAGCAAAGCCAGGCAAAAAAGUGCCUGUGAUUUCAUUCAGUCAGGAUAAAAGCAGUGGGACCAGCAUACAAAUGAUAACUGAGCUGGUGAACGACUCGAAUGUUCAGUUCCUGGACCAAGAUGACGAUGACGACCCCGACACAGAGUUAUACCUCACUCAGCCUUUUGCCUGUGGGACGGCAUUCGCAGUCAGCGUGCUGGAUUCCUUAAUGAGCGCGACAUACUUCAAUGAUAAUAUCCUCACCUUGAUCCGGACGCUGGUAACAGGCGGGGCCACGCCGGAGCUGGAGGGGCUGCUGGCGGAGGAGAAUGCGUUACGGGGCGGCUACAGCACGCCGCAGACCCUGGCGAACAGGGACAGGUGUCGCGUGGCACAGCUGGCCUUGUACGACGGGCCCUUUGCCGACCUCGGGGAUGGUGGUUGUUAUGGCGACCUGUUCUGUAAGGCCCUGAAAACAUAUAAUAUGCUGUGUUUCGGCAUCUACCGGUUACGAGACGCACACCUAAACGCACAAAGCCUGUGCACUAAACGGUAUGUCAUAACCAAUCCGCCGUACGCAUUUGAGCUGGUGCCCUCAGACCUGAUAUUCUGCCUGAUGCAGUUUGACCACAACGCCGGCCAGUCCCGAACCAGCCUCUCCCACUCGUCCCAUUCGUCACAUUCUUCGAGCAAGAAGAGCUCCUCCGUCCACUCGAUCCCGGCUACCAACCGCACCAACCGCGCCAAAAGCAGGGACUCACGGGACAAACAAAACAGGGCCGGCCUAUAGCACAGCCAACCACGACUAUCAAGGGGCUUCUGGCUUUAUUGCAGUUUCUUUCCAUCCAUUAGCUGUUACUGUGUUUUUUUUUCUCCCCCCUAUCUUGUACAUUUUAUAUUCCAUAAACUACAGAAGUCUUUUACCGGGGUCGUUAGCUUUUUGAAAUGGCACUUUAUCAUGAUUUGAGCUUAUUGUUGUAUGAUAUGAAUCAUCGUAAAGCCCCCUGCAGUCCAAAAUAACAUAUCUGAAUAAUCCUAACAUUUUGAUUGCAGUCAAUUUUAUUAAAUAUGUGCACACAUAUAUAGGUGAUUAAUGGAGAAUUUCCUUUUACAACUAAGAAAUCUACUCUAAAUAAUAAUUAAUUCAAGAUUUACUGCCAUGUUCUUACAGAACCAUUUGAAACAAUCCAACUUGGGGUAAAAUGUUAAGAAGGGCUUUUAAAUGUGUAAUUUUGCACGAUGUCCCCUUUAGAAAACAGAAACUGACAAACGUUUGAUUUCAUCUCUUGCUUCACCGCAACUUUUUUGUCACCGGGUCUCUCCACCUUAAAGCAUUCCAGGUUUUGCUCUGCUGAAACAUCUGUUUUAUUUCAAAUCAAAGCUAUAUAUGUACUUGAACUGCAGUUCUAAAUGACAUGUCUUAAAGAAAAAGUUCAUGUUAUGUCAUGUCUACGAUAAAUAUUGCACAUUGUGUCCUCUUAAUGCCUUCUGAUUUCCAUUAAAAUGUUAUACUUUUAACUGAAUGCUAUUUGCCACCGUGAAGUAUUAAUUAUGUGGAGAUAUUUUACAAGUAGGAACUGUUAUUAAUAAAGUUGCAUCCACGUUAUAAUUACACUGUCUUCACACAUCUUUUUCACUGUAUUUUAGUGAAUGGUUGUGUUAUUACCACUUACUGAAUGAUACACUGAGUAAUAGUUCUGCUAUAAAUACUGCACCGGUAUGUGCUGAAAGUUAAGGUUCAAUAAAGCUGACUUAACUACAACAACAGCAAAUCGAAAGCGAUCAAAGCCUGAAGUCGCCAAACUGGACAACUGUCACUCCUUGGCUACAUCUAUCGAUUCGCCAUGAAAAUGAAUAGAAAGCCACAUCCUUGGUAGAAACCAACACAGGACACAGCACGGACCAAGUAACUCGUAGCAAGCAUUGAUUGUGCUUUUUUUUGUUUUUGUUUUAUACACCUGUAACAACAGAAGCAGCAGCACUCAUGGCGUAUUAAUGUUGAGCCAAAUGACCCAGAAAAGCCUGGUCUGGAGGAAUAAUUUACCCAAUUCAAAGGAAAGGAACUCCAAUCGUCACUUUGCAUACCUCAAACAGUGGAGUACAAUCAUAUCUCUAGCUCUGGCUGAAUAUACUGUACAUCCAACAAAUUAAUUGGUACUUAAAUCAGUCAUCAGUCUAUGGUCGGAGAUGUUCUGGCGCCACAUUCUACUUCAACCCAAUGCUGUUUUGCAACAGACAAUCCAUUAUAAGAACUAAAGAACAAUAACGCACCGCCACCCACGUUUUGAUCAGGCAGGCGAUUCCUCACGACCGUCUGAGUCUGAAAACAGACUCAUUCUCUCUGAAGAAUGGUCUCAUAGAUGCAACCCUUUCGAUUUUGAGAAACAAAAAAUUGCCUCAUACCUGAGGAAACUCUGAAGAAAAAAAAAUACAGAAUCCAACCCACAUCCGUGACAUUGUGACUGUGGUUGUCAACAUAUCAGAUCUAAAUGGUUAUAAAUCAUUACAUUGCACAAGAAGACAGAGGGUCCGUCUCCGUGCGCACACUUUCAGUCUUCACGCAGAGUUCACGCAUCGCCAGGAAGCAGACAAGUGUGUCCCAUGUCGAUAAAAUACCAACACGCUGUACACUCAACCGGCACUGUAAGUGCUGUUUACCAUAAUAUAGCUUCAGAACAGUAUUCAGAGCCCGUAUCCCACAAUGCAAUGCAGCGUAUACUGCUUCCAAUGUCAAGAUAUAUUCUAUAUAUUCUUAAUGAGAUGAAUUAUCUUCAACUGUCAAUGUAAUUGUUAGAUGUGCGGUUUUAUUGUGAAUUGAAGGGAAAUGUAUUAAAUACUUAAAUUUAAUCAGACAGAAACCACUUGAAAUAAUAUUAUUUUGUCUCUUUUUUGUUCUUCUAGAUUACUCCAUUUUUAUUAAUUACCUUACCGCUGUCAGCUUGUUUUUUCACUGGGAUCUAAUUGUAAACUGGAGGCUUGGUUCAUCAGUACUAGUUAGGGAAAGUCAUUCAUCAAGCCAGGCGCAGUGAUCACUGAUAAAUCUUCAAAUGCUUGCAAUAAUAAUAACGAGCACUCGUUGGGCGCUGAAUAUUUAUCACAAGA